CUCGAGUGCAGGUGCAGAGCCGGCGAGAGGGAGAAAGAGAGAGAGAGAAAGAGACCGGAGGGGAAGCGGCAGGAUGCGAUCGGCAGGGAGCGGCGGCGGCGGCAGGCACUCGCCUUUGGUGGCCGCGGCUGGGAUUUUACUGCUGUGCGUUGCUGGCAGAGCCAGAGCUCAGGAGGUCCAAGCUGAGAAUGUGACCGUAGCAGAAGGCGGCCAGGCCGAGAUCAACUGCAGGCUGCACCAGUACGAUGGCUCCAUAGUGGUGAUCCAAAACCCAUCUCGCCAGACGCUCUUCUUCAACGGCACGCGGGCCCUGAAGGAUGAGCGGUUCCAGCUGGUGGAGUUCACCCAGAAGCAAGUCCGCAUCGUGCUCUCCAAUGCCCGCUUGGAAGAUGAGGGCGGCUACUUCUGCCAGCUCUACACGGAAGACACGCACCACCAGAUUGCCAUCCUUACCGUGCUGGUGCCCCCUGACAACCCCUUGGUGGAGAUCAAGGAACAGGCCGUGGAAGGAGGAGAAGUGGAGCUCACCUGCAGCGUCCCCAGGUCACGCCCUGCUGCCACACUGCGCUGGUACCGGGACCGGGACCGGAAAGAGCUGAAAGGAAUAGGCAGCAAGCAGGAGAACGGGAAAGUGUUCAGCAUCACCAACGUGGUGCGCUUCCGGGUGGAGCGCAGGGACCAUGGCAGCGUCGUGACGUGCGAGGCCACCCACCCCACACUGCGUGGGCAGCGGAAGGAGACGCAGUACGUGCUAGAUGUACAGUUCGCUCCCACAGCCAGGAUCCAUCCGUCUCAGGGGGUGAUGCGGGAAGGAGACACUUUAGUUCUGACUUGUGACGUCAAAGGCAACCCGCGCCCCACGGACAUCAAGUGGAGCCGAGCCAACGACUCCUUGCCAGAGCGGGCCUUGACGGAGGGAGAGCUGCUGACCAUCCCCAGCCUCAGCAUGCUGGAUAACGGAACCUACCUGUGCCAGGUGGCCAACAAACAUGGCCGCUCGUCGGACCAGUAUGUCCUGGUGGUUUACGACCCCGGGGCCAUUGUGGAGGCCCAGACUUCAGUGCCCUAUGCCAUUGUUGGGGGCAUCCUGGCGCUCCUGGUCUUCCUCGUCAUCUGUGUGCUUAUAGUCAUGGUGUGGUGCUCCAUCCGGCAGAAAGGCUCCUACCUGACGCACGAGGCAAGCGGCCUGGACGAGCACGGAGAAGCCCGCGAGGCCUUUCUGAACGGCGGCGAUGGCCACAAACGCAAGGAGGAAUUCUUCAUCUGAGCCUGGGAGAGGGGAGGGG
This is a messenger RNA of Zootoca vivipara (common lizard), 1286 nucleotides long. It is a transcript of the gene CADM4, whose product is annotated as cell adhesion molecule 4. Gene Ontology annotation, cellular component: cell-cell contact zone. Gene Ontology annotation, biological process: regulation of Rac protein signal transduction; regulation of wound healing; homophilic cell-cell adhesion. Lineage: Eukaryota; Metazoa; Chordata; Lepidosauria; Squamata; Lacertidae. The record is from RefSeq and is a predicted model, not a curated record. Gene Ontology annotation, molecular function: vascular endothelial growth factor receptor 2 binding.